This is a messenger RNA of Mizuhopecten yessoensis (Yesso scallop), 2940 nucleotides long. RefSeq names its product transmembrane protein 136-like. NCBI's taxonomy places the organism in Eukaryota, Metazoa, Mollusca, Bivalvia, Pectinida, Pectinidae. The transcript has 4 exons. Gene Ontology annotation, cellular component: membrane. The coding region runs from base 984 to 1925 and encodes 313 amino acids. The record is from RefSeq and is a predicted model, not a curated record.
CUCUACCGAGACUAUGCUGAUUAUUAGAUCUGUAUGAUACACAGGGUACACUGUCCAAAGGUACACAAUGACAAUUUAUACAACAGACUAUAGUGACAUGGUCAUGAUGGUGUUGAUUAAUUUGUUAUUUGUAUAAUGAUAAUGUAUAUCAGUUCGUGUGUAUAUCAUGUAUCUCUCUACCAUAACACAUGAUGAGAGAAUAACAGCGAUUUUUCUUCCUAUACUUUUCACAUGAGUCUGUGCACCUUGUGACUUAGGGAAAAUAUCACAUAGAAAAAGAAUCAUUUUGGGAAAAUAAAGAGAUCUUUAAUUUGCAUUAUAUUGGGAAAAUACAGAAGAAAUUUUCAAGGAAAAUUGGUCUGUAUAAGGCCAAAUUAUUGAUUUACCAUAGAAAAUCUCUGAAUAAUGUGUUCAACCUGGGUGUUUAUAUUAGUAAUUUGGGGAAAAAAUAAUGCUUGCAAAAAAAUUUCCAAAAUUCCCAAAAAUGUCCUUCAUAGGCGCUUUCUUCAAAUAAGAUAGUAACUUACAUUGACAAGAAAAAAGGAUACAGAAUAGGUUGCUUUUUAGGUUGAUUACAGUAUUGAGCAAUUUUUCAUGCAUGGAGAAUCAAACCUUCAUUUUUUUCUAGUUUCAUGUAGUGCUUGUGAUGGUAUACAUGAGUAGAUACUUGUAUAUAUGAAAUAUUACUGAAAAUUGUGUAAAAUUUUAUCAAUUUACCUGGUCUAUAUUGAACAGACAUUUACCGCCCUUGUUUUAGGGAAACAGGAUUCUUUGUUAUGGGCGGAUUGGUCGAGUGGUUAACACUCCGGCCUUCCACGCAGCCGGCCGGGGUUCGAUCCCCGAAGUCGGCAUAAGCAUGGAUGUUCAAAGAAUGUUUUUCUCCUGCCCACACAACUCCAACAACCCAGUGAACGUCUGUGGCCUAGUAACUGUCCGUCACUGAUGAUACGGCGAGCUACAACUGACAGCUGACUCUACUGACCAUGUCGGGGUCCAUCUUGACCGCCCUGUGUUACUCCUUCAUGUGGAGUACGAUGUACUUCACACUGUGCCUCAUUAACUCGAAAAAAAGCUACGAGUGGCACUGCCGCACGGUGACGGCCAUUCAUGCAUCAGUUGUCUCGAUUCUCAGUGCCUGGUGUGGCUUCGUCCAGGGUCCAUGGCCGUUCACACAUGCAGGUGGGCCCAGUACGCCUUUACAGCUGGUAACAACAGAAAUCUGUCUCGGCUACUUUCUCUUUGAUUUCACCUGGUGCCUUUACUUCCGGUCUGAGGGCUUAGUGAUGCUGGUCCACCACAUGGUCAGUAUAUUUGGAUUGACCUUCUCCGCCGUCACCGGACACUACGGCACGGAACUGAUAGCCGCUAUCUUCGGCAGUGAAGCCACCAAUCCUCUACUGCAAAUGCGAUGGUUCCUGAAGGAAACCGGAAAAUACAACACCUUAUUGGGAGAGAUUGUAGACCACGGUUUUGUAUUUAUGUUCGGGUUUCUACGAAUUGGGAUAGGAUCCUGUCUAUUGUAUUCUUACUUCCAACAAGAUACGGACAUUCUUGGGCGUCUUUCAGGUAUCGUACUCUAUGCAAUUAGUUGGAUGUUUUGGAUAAGUAUUGUGCAAUAUGCUAUUCGAAAGUAUAAGAAAAAGUUCAAGAAAUGGGCCGAACUUGCAGAUGCCAAAAAACAGGAGUCGAGCAGUUCAAAGGUACUGAAAGUGAACGGACACAAUGAGCUCACCAAUGGCGGCCUUUGUAUGAAUGGGUUAGCCAAUGAUAGCCUUUCUAACAAACUAGUAUCGCAGACCAUGUCCAAUGGUGACUUGAACUUCAAUACUAGAGAGAUUAUCGAAGAAAAUGGAAAUGGAAACAUUGAGGAGUCCUUGAAUGGCUACCUACAUAGAAGGAACACUGCUAGUCAGGAAAAGCCUUAGCUUCACUCCAUAUGUACAUUGAUAUUUAUGGUGAAUUCUGCUCAGAUUUAUUUUGAUAAUGGUUGUGUAGGUGUGUUGAAACUUACACUGCAUCAGUUUCAUCUUGUGAUAUUUUGUGCUGUGGAUUCUUGUUUAUUUUUAUAGUCGUCCUAUAUUUUUCUAGGAGCCUAUUGAUCAAACUUCCAAAAUGUUCAGUCAAAUUUUGAAAUUUUGAUAUGUUCCCAUAGUUAUAUCUGUUCAAAAUUGAUAAAUUCAUGUGGUUUUUUUAAGUGAUAUCAUUAAUUUAAACCCUAAAUUAAACUUGUUUUGAUUUCUAAGAAAAUAAAAGUUUCACAUCACAUGUUAAAAAGCUUUAUUACAACUACGGUAGGUCUGAAUGCUUUGUUUCAAAUUUGUAUCAUAGCUACUGAACUGGACUGUUUUUAUCAGCAAUGGUGGUGGCUGCGAGGAAAACGUUUUGCAUGAUUUGGGUUUGCAAACCAACUCAGCUACAUGCUAAAUUUUAGAAUCCAGGCCCAGUGUGUUUGCCUGCAUUGAAACAAGAAUCCUAAGACGAAAAUAUGUUUUUUGUCGAUAAUAUAAUUUCCAGUUACUCAUUGUAGGCAAUAUUAUCCAUUCACCCCUGAAGACACAUUUGAACUCUUCCAAUCCAUAGGUUGGAACAGUUCAUUAUGAAAUUUCAGGGGUGAAUGAGUUAAAUUAUCUCAAAAUGGCAGAAUAAGGUGUUUUUCCAAGGAUCCUUGAAUGGCAAGAUGUUUUUUGUAGAUAAUAUCAGUUGUAGGAAAUAUAUAAUAACUAAUAUCUAAAAAGGAAAAAUAAGAUAUUUAUAGAUAUGAAUUGCAAUUCUCUUAAAGCUGUAAAAUACAGAAAUACUCUCCUAAAUUUCAUGUACCAUAUGUUUAUACAGUUUUUCACAAUAGAUUGAGUAUUUUAUAUUUUUUUAUUUAUAAAUAUUUAAUUUGUACACUGGUGAUUUUUGUUGUGUAGCACUUAACACGGAUGUCAAGUUUAUUUG